Molecule: messenger RNA, 216 nt
Organism: Puccinia triticina
Lineage: Eukaryota; Fungi; Basidiomycota; Pucciniomycetes; Pucciniales; Pucciniaceae
Exons: 2
Coding region: 1-216 (71 amino acids)
Source: RefSeq, a predicted model, not a curated record
AUGCUCAAGAUCAUCCGUCUAAUAUCAAAGAUCUACUUAUUCGUUUCGGCUAUUCGGAAGCUCAACCUCCAACUAAUCAAGAAACAUUCUGAACUACUCAAACAAGAAAGGGGAUCACGGACUACUAGCGAAACCUCGCUGGUUGUCAGGCUGUCCGAUCAUUGUGCUUACUUCGAUCCGAGGAAAACCAUCAGAAACUUGCUGCUGGGCUUUUGA